Paecilomyces variotii is the source of this 1178-nucleotide messenger RNA. Its product is annotated as putative uroporphyrinogen-III synthase. Gene Ontology annotation, molecular function: uroporphyrinogen-III synthase activity. Gene Ontology annotation, biological process: uroporphyrinogen III biosynthetic process. The transcript is spliced from 2 exons. NCBI's taxonomy places the organism in Eukaryota, Fungi, Ascomycota, Eurotiomycetes, Eurotiales, Thermoascaceae. The record is from RefSeq and is a predicted model, not a curated record. The coding region runs from base 155 to 1108 and encodes 317 amino acids.
AAGCCAUCCGAUCCUCAUAUAUACCCCACACGUCUCCGCGAGCUCCGCAACUUAGCUGGGCGUCAGCAGUCUUAGCUAAGUGCAUAUCUGACGGCUGAGAUCAGUCCAAAGGACCAAGUCCACUGUCUUCCUAUACCGUACUGAGCAUGAAACAAUGGCCACAUCUACCCAACCUCCUUCCUUUUCCAAGCCACCCAUCUUCCUCCUGAAAACGAAAUCUACCCCGCACGACGGCUACGAAGAAUACUUCUCAUCACGCGGCUACAACCCCACCUUCGUCCCUGUGCUGGAGCACCGAUUCCACGAUGAAAACUUGAGGAUAGUGAAGGAUCUUUUUCUCUCGGGGCAAUUGGAUGAAGGAUCCGGGCGGAAGUAUGGCGGAUUGAUAUUCACGAGUCAGAGGGCGGUAGAGGCAUUCGCGCGGAUUAUGGAAGAAAUUGGAGCAACAAGUGCAUCCAAAUCCCUAAUUCUCUACACUGUCGGACCCGCUACCUCUCGCUCUCUCUCUUCGAUCCAAUCCACACAUUUGCCUCAUGCGCAGCUCUACGGCUCCGAAGCUGGGAACGGCGAGAACCUCGCGCGGAUGAUCCUAGAGCACUACAAUGGUCUCUACCCGGAAAACGAGAACGAAACUACAAAUCCGAAGCCGUCCCUCCUUUUCCUCGUCGGCGAACAGCGCAGAGACAUCAUCCCACGUACACUAAUGGAUGAGUCUUUACCAUCGCGAGAGCGGAUCCAAGUUGACGAGCUCGUGGUCUAUGAGACGGGAGUGAUGGAUUCAUUCGAGAAUGAUUUUGCGCGAGCGGUCAAGAGUGGAAGACAGUAUAUAUCAAGUGGAGAGGAAAAGAGGGCGCUGUGGACGGUGGUAUUUUCCCCAACGGGGUGUGAUGCCAUGUUGAAAGUACUGGAUCUCUUGCCUGGUUCGUCGACUUCAACAUCCGAGGAUAAGGGAAGGAGGGAGUUCAUCACAACGAUCGGGCCGACGACGAGGGAUCAUCUUCGUUCGAAAUAUGGCUUCGAUCCGGAUGUGUGUGCUGAGAAGCCUAGUCCAGAAGGAGUCGGAGGGGGUAUUGAGGCAUUUAUGGAGCAGUGGAAGGGAUCGGAUUGAAAUAGGUUAUGACGACGCUUAUUCUUGGAGAUUUUUCGCUUUUUGUAUAUGUAAGAUAAUUCCUUCUUAU